Molecule: messenger RNA, 419 nt
Organism: Etheostoma spectabile (orangethroat darter)
Lineage: Eukaryota; Metazoa; Chordata; Actinopteri; Perciformes; Percidae
Product: G2/M phase-specific E3 ubiquitin-protein ligase-like
Exons: 2
Coding region: 81-419 (112 amino acids)
Source: RefSeq, a predicted model, not a curated record
GGAAGCAACAACAGUCCAAGAUGCAAACAGUGCAAUUGCAGAGGCAGCCGAUAGUCUCAGCAUUAUAGGUGCCUUAAGACAUGUGUCCAGCCUGCAGGAGAAGGACCCUUGUACAGUCAGCUGCAGACUUCUUCGUCAAUGGAAGAUUGGCGACUGCCCUGGACCAGUUUGCUGAGGGGUUAAAAACCCUUGGUUUACUGGAGGAGCUGAGGAAGAAUCCAGCAGUGUUCUACAACAUGUUUGUCAGUGAGGAGAUUCCACUACAGGCAAAGGACCUGUGCACUUUAUUUGAUGUGGACUUCUCUGUGCAGGGCAGCAACAGCAGAUACGGAGAAAACCCAACAAUAUGCUUUUGCCGUGAUUGGUUAAUUGAAAUUGAAGGUAUUGAACACAUUUUAAUUCAUAAGAACAAUUAUUAG